This is a messenger RNA of Striga hermonthica, 597 nucleotides long. Lineage: Eukaryota; Viridiplantae; Streptophyta; Magnoliopsida; Lamiales; Orobanchaceae. The record is from the annotation of a GenBank genome assembly.
AUGGCUUCUACGAGUCUCUCAUCCUCAUGGGCAUCGUCUCUGUGGUUUCAAAAUCGCAGCUUCUCAAACAAUGCGAGCUCAGAGACAUUGAGAGGUUCUGUUAGAGUCCCACUUUUGACUGUUGUUGCUCAAAAGAAAGUCAAGAAAUUUCACAAGGUUAUAUUGAAGGAGGACGUGUCGAAAUUGGGGAAAAAGGGGCAGCUGACGAAGGUGAGAGCUGGAUAUCUUAGGAAUUAUCUGCUGCCGAUGGGCAUGGCCCAAAUCGUGACUCCUCAACUUAUUAAGGAAAUGAAGAUGGAGGAGGAGAGAAUUGAGGCAGAGAAAAGACGUGUGAAAGAAGAGGCACAACAGCUUGCUCGGGUUUUCCAGACAGUUGGAGCUUUCAAGGUGAAGCGAAAGGGUGGGAAGGGAAAACAAAUUUUUGGAAGUGUCACAGUUCAAGAUCUUGUUGACAUAAUCAAGGCCCAGCUCCAGAGGGAUGUGGACAAAAGACUUGUUACACUUCCUGAUAUUAGAGAAGUCGGGGAAUAUGUUGCAGAGAUAAAGCUCCAUCCAGAAGUUACAGCUCGAGUGAGGUUGACCGUGUAUGCUAACUGA